This is a messenger RNA of Zeugodacus cucurbitae (melon fly), 2098 nucleotides long. RefSeq names its product 26S proteasome non-ATPase regulatory subunit 11 (gene Rpn6). Gene Ontology annotation, molecular function: structural molecule activity. Bases 161 to 1483 code for a protein of 440 amino acids. The record is from RefSeq and is a predicted model, not a curated record. Lineage: Eukaryota; Metazoa; Arthropoda; Insecta; Diptera; Tephritidae. Gene Ontology annotation, cellular component: proteasome regulatory particle, lid subcomplex. Gene Ontology annotation, biological process: ubiquitin-dependent protein catabolic process. The transcript is spliced from 5 exons.
CACACGUGAAAUUAGCUUUAUUACGAAAAACGCAAGCGUCAAUACAAUCACUAGCAGUUUUUAUAAAACCAAACACUAAACGGAUAAUAAAAUAAUAAAAAAAAAAUUAAAACGGAAACAUUUAAGUAUUGGCAGUACAUUUAGUGGCAUAUACAGAGCAAUGGCAGCCAAAGUAGCAAGCGUCUAUCAACAGAGCGUUGACUUCAGCAGCAGAAAAAUGGCCGGAGCAACGUUGUUUGAACGCGCUCAAGCCCUCACAAGCGUGAAUCGGGAAGAGGGUAUCACUUUGUUAAAUAAAAUUGUACGUGAACAGGAGGUAGCCGAAAAUGAUGAGGAGUUAAUUCGUUUGAAGGAGCAGGGCAUCCUGCAACUUGGCGAGCUAUACAAGCAAGAAGGCAAGGCCAAAGAGUUGGCCGAUUUGAUCAAGGUGACGCGACCGUUUUUGAGCUUGAUAAGCAAAGCAAAGGCUGCCAAAAUGGUGCGUACGCUAGUUGAUAUGUUUUUGGACAUGGAUGCUGGUACUGGUAUAGAGGUGCAAUUAUGUAAAGACUGUAUUGAGUGGGCAAAACAAGAGAAGCGCACAUUCUUACGUCAGUCAUUGGAGGCGCGUCUGAUUGCGCUCUUUUUCGAUACCGGUUUGUAUACAGAUGCUUUGGCACUCGGUUCACAAUUGCUGCGUGAAUUGAAAAAACUGGAUGACAAAAAUCUAUUGGUUGAGGUGCAAUUGUUGGAGAGCAAAACUUAUCAUGCACUUAGCAAUCUACCGAAAGCAAGAGCCGCACUCACAUCUGCACGCACAACCGCCAAUGCGAUAUACUGUCCGCCAAAGGUGCAGGGUGCGCUCGAUUUGCAAUCGGGUAUUCUACAUGCCGCCGAUGAACGUGAUUUUAAAACAGCUUUCUCCUACUUCUACGAGGCUUUCGAGAGUUUCGACAGUGUUGAUAACGCAAAAGCUUUAACCGGUUUAAAGUACAUGUUGUUGUGCAAAAUUAUGUUGGGGCAAUCCGAGGAUGUCAAUCAAAUUGUCAGCGGCAAAUUGGCAAUCACUUACUCGGGUCGUGACAUUGACGCCAUGAAGGCUGUCGCAGAAGCUUCACAUAAACGUUCACUUGCCGAUUUCCAAGAUGCUUUGAAAGACUAUAAAAAGGAGUUGUCCGAAGAUGUAAUUGUGAAAGCGCAUUUGGGCACUUUGUAUGACACUAUGUUGGAGCAGAAUUUGUGCCGCAUCAUUGAGCCAUAUUCGAGAGUGCAGGUUUCUCAUGUUGCCGAAUGCAUUAAAUUGCCCAUGCCACAAGUGGAGAAGAAAUUAUCGCAAAUGAUUCUAGAUAAAAAAUUCAGCGGCAUUUUGGAUCAGGGCGAAGGUGUACUUAUCGUUUUCGAAGAGACACCCGUAGAUAAAACCUACGAACGUGUUUUGGAGACCAUACAUAGCAUGGGCAAAGUGGUGGACACACUCUACCAGAAGGCCAAGAAGUUGUCAUAGAUAAACAAAAAACCAUUUCUAAACAAUAUAUAAUUAUAUAAACAAAAAAUUUUAACAAUUAUUUUCUCUUUUUAUAAAUAAUAAUUUUUCUGUUAAAUUUAUAUUAAACAAUAUUGGCCCUGGCAACAGUAAUUGCAAUCCGUUAAUAACAACCGUUGCUUGUAUCCGCAUUGGUGACCGAAUUGAACGUAGCAAAAGCAGCAAUUGUGUAGUGUAACGGUAAUAGUGCAAAUCUCCAAAAAAAUACCGUAAACGAUUUAUAUAAAAUUUUUGCUAAUUUUUUGUAUGCAAAGUGUGUGGAAGCAGAACAAAAUAUAUAUUUACUUAAUAAAAAAAUAACGGUUAACUUAAAAUGUUUGCGGGUCGUAAUUGGCACACAUUUAUUGUGUAUUUGUAGUUGUACUGUUUUAGCCACUAACACAACUAUAACAACAACAACAAAAUAAAAAAAAAUGCAAUUAUAACAAUAACAAAGAGAAAAACUGCAAUUAUAACAACAACAACAAAGAGAAAAACUGCAAUUCACUGCUGUUUAUUGGUAAAACGAGAAAGAGUAAAAUUUCGAACGAUAACUGUUUUUUCUUUAAUAAAUAAAUAAAAAGAUAAGGAAAAUAA